AUGCGACCGCAGAUGGCAGGAAUGUGCCGAGUACUUGUGUUCUUGCUUGCUGGAAAUGCUAUGGCCAGAUAUGGUUUCGAAGGCAGGCUAGCGAAGGCAAAGAAGCAGGGUUUGAGUGGCUAUGCGCUCAUAGAUGCUUUAGACGUAUGGUUCGGGCAACAAUCGCCAGAGUACAACGGCCCCCAUGACCAGCUGGACUUUAUCGGGAACCGGGAUGGCAGAGUCACAGUUGAAGACUGGAAGGCAGCGGGUCUGCCGGUGGACCACUUUCACUACUUUGACAAGAACGCGAACGGCCUCCUGGAUAUUCAUGAGGCCCAUUCCUGGCACCAACAGCGGAAGCCUGCCAAAACCAUGAACUUGUCGGAAGUGAACGACCCUCCCAAAGGCCACUUGCAGCACCUGGGAGCCUGGAAGGCUCCUUUGCCAAGCGACCACUUGGUCUACACGAAGCCCUAUCCCCAUCCGCGGGACUUCUGGCAAAAGCACAUGGAUGGCUACCUGCCGGCAAACCUCAAAGGUGCUCAGCACGGUUGGCCAGCAAUGAACUGGACCAAAGAGGUCUUGAGGGAAAGGUUCGGCUGGGUCGAUGCGAAGCUGGAGCCCAAGGUGGAAGCUCGUGGCAACGACACUGCUUACCAAGACUUGGAUCGUCUCGCACCAUCACAUCGGCUGAACAUCUCAGAAUAUCUUCGCAUGGAGGAAGGAAAGAACAUGUAUGUCGUUUCGAUAAUACCACAGGCCAUGGCAUGGGAAGUAGCACACCCAUCGGUGUUGCUAUGUGGAUCGAGACGGAAGCAGCUAAAGAGAGAGACAAAGCCUCCUUACAAGUUGACGGCGCACGAGUAUCCACAUGAAGCUGGGUUCGAAUGGAUGACACACAUCUUCGAAGCAAACCUUUGGAUUGCAACUGGCUACACACGGUCUCAGUUUCACUAUGACAAAGAGUGGAAUGUCAACUGCUUGCUGUCCGGAAGAAAGCGAUGGUUUUUCCUGGACUCGUUCAAGUACGAUGAGGAUUUGCAAUGGUCGAGGGGAGCCAAGUUUAAAGCAAAGGAUCCACUGAACAAUGCCUGGACUGACUGGGUCUAUUUGGAUCCAGACCGAGUUGACUUGAUAGUUCAGCACAAGCUCCGAAACAUGGACUAUUAUGAACUCAUUCAAGAGCCGGGCGACUGCAUCUUUAUUCCCUAUGCGAUGCUGCAUCAAGUUCAGAAGUUGGAUGAUGGCAUGCAGGUUGCUGCUUCAUGGAUGUUCUUGCCCGAGACGAUCUAUGAGGAGGAUGUUUGUCAACAGGCGCCUCUGAAAGAAGAUCUUCCCCUAGCAGCCAUGGAUACAUUGUUCAUGUACACUGGCAAGGGCCUCAUACCUCAAGGUUACCAGGACCCGCUUAACUUUGUGCGGAAGGUCGAGGAGUACAUGCAGAGGCGGGGCGAGAGUUUCCUGACCCUCAAGACCUUUUCCGCUUCGGUGUCUGACGGCUAUGCCAUCUUGCGGACAGUGCCCAACCGCAAGAAGAAGAUCAAGGAGCUGUACAGCAAGCUGACUUCGUAUGCCGCCGAUCCCAAGAAGGGGCUUUCGAGGCAGGAGUUGAGACAGGUGCCCCUGCGUUUGUGGGCAAAGCCCGCAGCCGAAGGAGAUGAUGAGGGGCCACUGCCGUGCGACCAUGGGCAAGAAUACCAGGAAUGCAGCAACGAGGAGUUCGAGAAGAUGACGCAAUUUGUUCAGAGUCGAUUGAAUGCGGGCAGCACGGUUUCAGAGAGUGAUGCCAAAGAUGGCGCUGAGGGUCCGGGCCCCGUCUAUCGGCGUGGCUACGACGGCUAUGGCUACGGCCAGGGUCAGGAGGGGGAGGCCCCACCAUCGUCAUCAGUGCCACAGAAUUUGGAUGAUGGUCUGCAGGAGGUGGAAGACACUCUCGAGGAGGAUGAGGAAGAGGAGGAAGAGGAAGAGGAUGAUUUUGCGGAGGAUCCAACAUUGGACCUACAAGAUCACAGACAUCGUGAAGAACACAGGCUCUUGCAAGAGCGACUGAAGCAGGCACAGCAGGAAUUGAAGCUACAGCAGCAGCAAGAACCGGACGUGCGCAAGGACAGCACUUCUCACUCAGAGGCUGCGCAAACUGCACAGCCAGCAUCGCCACAGGACUUGGAGUUCAGCUUGGACGAGGAGGAUGACGAGGGAUCCGAGGUUGAAGCCGAAGGAGAUGAUGGUGACGAAGGCGGCUCAGUGGUUGAUGAAGUCGCUCAUGUUGAUCCCUAUGAACUGGCCGAAUCUGACGAUGAAGACAGUUCGCUCCGACAAGCAUUUGAGAUGGCCGCAAGACAAGCAGGUGACUCCGAAGCACAGGCCGACUCCUCUGACGCAUCCCCCGACUCCGAGGCGCCUGACGGGCCGGAGGCUGAUCAAGGUCCUACUCAAAUGCAAGCAGUGGAGGCCAAGCCCAAACCAGUUCCAGACGUUGUGGCCUCCACGGCUCUCCAGUCUUCUUCCGACCGACAGCAAUCGCAGGUGACACGGAAACCGGAUGCUCCGCAAGUGGUGAAGCCUUUCACACCACCGGCCGAUGCCGGCAUGAAGAGUGAGCUUGCGAGGCCCACGCCCGUGGCCGAAGUGCGACCCGGCCCGCCGAGCACUGCGCUCGCGGCGCACACCACGCCGCACACGCCGAGCACUCCAAGCCGGGGCAAUGCAAACAAGAAGCCACGAGUCGUGAAUGAUUCGGCUCUUGUCGCGGGCUGGCACGAGCUCCUGGCACGGACGCGACGCCAUCCGGAUUUUCCUGCUGAGUACACCUCGUGCUUUGGCACAGAGGGUAGAAGUUGGCUUAAGGCAACCCGUGGCAAGGGCCGGUUCGUUCUGGGAAUCGACUGCGAGAUGGUCUACGCCAAGGAUGACAAGGAUGCGCUCGCGCGAGUGUCUGUGGUGAGCUGCUCCGGUGUCAUCUACGAUGCGCACGUUCAGAAACGAGCAGAGGACGUACUGGACUAUCGCACGCGAAUCUCUGGAGUUGAGGCCCACCACCUCCUCGCAGAGAACGGGGCGCUGCCCUUCGAGCAGGUUCAGCGCGAGGUUUUGGACUUGAUCUCUGUGGAGACCAUUCUGGUGGGUCACUCACUCCACAAGGAUCUGCGUGCACUGAAGAUUCAGCAUGCAAAAAUCGUGGAUACCGCCCUCGUUUUUGCAGUCGAAGGUGGCAGUCGCCGAAGACGGCACAAACUCAACAGCUUGGUUACGCUCAUGAGGCCAAAGGUUCCGACGCUGCAGCCUGUACGGCCUGGAGCACAUGAUCCGCGCCAGGAUGCUCAAUGGGCUCUGCAGCUCGCACUGUAUGAGGCUUCGAUUCAUCCUGCCACCACCAAGCCACUGAAGCUUUUGUCGUUUCCAAAGACCAUCUUCUUGAGUGAGAUUCCGAAAGGGACAUCUGCCAAGGAGCUUCAAGCUCUUUUUGCACAUGGUACCUGUGCAGAGGUGAAUUUCCACCUUCAAUCAGAAACAGCAAGUUGGUUGGGAACAACCACGGUCACUUUUCUUUCGCAGGCAGAACGCGACAAAGCGUUUACUGACCUGCCUCGUUUCGUGCGGGUUUACGUUGGCCCUCUCCGAGAUUGGGCUGGUAGGACCGACACUGCAAAGAUGCAGGCCUCCCUGAAGGAGCACUUCCUCAAGUUCGGCCGAGUUCGGAGUUGUCGGGUAAUGUGUCCAAGAGGUUUUCCGUGA
Molecule: messenger RNA, 3717 nt
Organism: Symbiodinium natans
Lineage: Eukaryota; Dinophyceae; Suessiales; Symbiodiniaceae
Source: the annotation of a GenBank genome assembly